Menidia menidia (Atlantic silverside) is the source of this 2360-nucleotide messenger RNA. The record is from the annotation of a GenBank genome assembly. Lineage: Eukaryota; Metazoa; Chordata; Actinopteri; Atheriniformes; Atherinopsidae.
UUUCUUUUUUUCUUCUUUCUUUUGUCUUUGUUAGAAGCUGGCAUGUGUUGGGUGGUGGUGAAGGAGGAUGGUUGAGAGAGGUUUCUCGUGGCUGCUGGUCAGGCAGGAAGCUGUGAGGGUGGUUAGCUGAGCGGAACAACAGAGGGGGAAGCUGUUUGCCCUUUGUCGUACAGUAGCCUAUUUGUUCUGCGCACUUCUUUAGAAUGAACCAGAUCGGACAAGUAAAUGACAGAAACGAGCGUUAAGGAAGUCUGUCUUUUCUUAGGGGGAAAGCCAACCCGGUAGAAAAAGAAAAAAAAAGAAAACAUCCGCCAUUCCGGGAUCUGUCAAAGGAGAGGCGCCUCGGGGGUUCGGACGUUGGGACCGGUCAUGCUGUGAGCUCUGUCAGGGUUUGAUGUUCACCUGCCAUGGCAGCUGUGGCCGGUGUGGAGCCGGGGGCCGGUGAAAGAAGGCUGUCCUGGCCGGUUUUCCUGCUGACGCUGGCUGCUGUCACCUCCUCCUCCCUCUCGGCUUUGUCCCUGUACCAACUGGUGGCUCUGAGAGCCGAGGUGCAGGGGCUCAAGUCGGACGUGAGCCGCCGGAGAGAAGAGGGCCAAGAGGUCACGCGCGGCGGUCAGACCGGAGCUGACGGCGGCAGGAGGAGCAGCCCGGAGCCUCUGCACCAAGCCGGCUCUCAGCACGCCUUCAGCCUAAUGAGGAGGAAGAGAAUGGUGCCUGGGACAGAGACGUUGGUUUCUCAGUCCUGCCUGCAGCUGUUGGCCAACAACAGCAGAAAAACCUUCAAGAAAGAGCUUCCCUCAGGCUCGUACACAGGCAUCCCUUGGCUGGCCGGGCUGAGGAGAGGCUCUGCCCUCAACGCCGUCAGUGACCGCAUUGAGGUCAGAGAGGAAGGCUUCUACUUUGUGUACAGUCAGGUCUUCUACAUGGACAGAACCUUCACGAUGGGCCAUGUGGUGAUCCGAUGGAAGAGGUACGUCGUGGGAAACGAGGAUCCGGAUGUUCAUCUGUUCCGAUGCAUCCAAAGCAUGGACCCUGUCUACUCCUACAACACCUGCUACACAGGAGGAAUUGUGAAGCUGGAGGUGGGAGACUACUUGGAGCUUCUGAUCCCGCGGUCGGUGGCCAACGUGUCUCUGGAAGGAGAUUCUACCUUUCUGGGUGCUUUGAAACUGGCCUAAAGUCUGUCACGACGCUGAAGGAAAAGGGAUGCUGCAGUUAGAUGGAGGAGGAACAGCACCGCAGUUCUGUUGACCCCGCCUGACUUUUGCUUUUUCCUCUUUUUUCUUUGAAAAAUAAGCUACAGUUCCUCCACCGACUGAGUGACUCACUGUGUGUAGAGGAUCUUUAGCUUUAUUGUGUUCAUUUGUGCCAUUCAUCAAGACAGAGUAUUGCUAAAACUCUCAGAAUCGGUUCUGCUUUCUUUAUAUAUCUAUAACAACGCUGUGGUUCAGCCUAAAAGAGAUGUAUUACUUUAGCCAUAUCACCCUACUACUGCAUACAAAUACAGUUUUUAUUUUAUUGUCACAAUCUCACAUUCUGCACUAGUAAAAAAUGUUUUUCUCUUGCAUGCGAUUUCUUUUAAUAGUCGGAAUCUUAAUCACACAAUAUCAUCUUUUUAAACAAAGUUUGUAAUGUUAAACUGAUAUUCCAAUUUAGUUCCAAAUAAAGCAACACAUCCUCCAAAACAAACAGACACACAACAAAAGAAUUGAAUUACUCUGUGUGGCAGAACAAAAGAGAAACAUCAUUCCAAAGGUGAGAAUUGACAGUUGAAAUAAACCAGAAGAGCAUAUUUUUAGCUUCAGGCAGAACUGCUGGCCAAUUACAUAUGCACCUUCAAAGGAGCUGAGAGUCCGGGAGGAUACAGUUGAAUUUCUCCACUAGAUAAAGCUUCAGUUUCUAAUAAAUCCAGGGGCAGUGAGGGAGAGCUACAUCUGGGGAGGUGUGGGGUAUUAAUAGCAAGCAACAUAAUAAUCAACUAUUUUGCAUACAUUUUCCUGUCAGAUUCUGCUGUGGUGCUCAUGUUGCAAUGCACAAAAGUACAUGAAUCACUGAUAAUUCAAAGGGUUUACAUAGAUUUUCCAAAUUCAUCUCAUCAGCUUCUGGCCUGCUGUACAUCAAAAUCAGUUCAGAUAUCGUGCAUGUGACAGCUGAAAGAUUCUCUGGUUAUUGCUUGUGUGUUUUCUUUUUUUAUCAUUGGAAGAGGCUCUCCUGCGGAACAGUACAGAUCACAUCUACUUCAGGGCCGUGUGGAUAUAUCUGCAGGUACUAGUGAACAAUAAAAUAAGUUCCCACUAUUCAUUUUGCCAUGAAAUUCAUUCAUUUGUGUGCACUUAAUUUUGAUCAGUUAAAAACACUGA